AUCAUUUUCCAUGUAAUUGGAAUGCAACGGUUUUCGGAGUUGCCUGGUUCAUCGAUGGAUGGUUGGUGUGCCGAAGUCUGGGGCCGAUACGUGACACCGGUGAUACAAUUAUAAUGUGGUCUGGAUAUGAUGUUGUAUGCGUAGAUAUCCUGCUGACCAUCCCGCAACAAGUCUCAGAAGGUUGCAACUCGGGUAAUUGUUGACCAACAGAUUUGAAGACGGCCCGAAAAAGCAGAGAGAUGUCCUACCCUAUCCGCUCGACCAUCUCACCGGUGCGGUUCCUGAGACCACUGCUCUUUCUCAGUCGACCUGCACCUCGCCACCAUCAUCUGACCCUCCGGCAGUCGCUCGAUCAAACCCGCACCCGAGCCGGAGCUGCCAAGAGAACCUAUGCGGUGCAGGCUAGUCCCCGAUUCUUCGCCAAGGAACCUUCAGGCCCUCAGGUGUCUACCUCGGAAAUCCCUGGACCCGCGAGUCGGAAGUUAUCUCGAGAGAUCAACGAAUGGCAAGACGCUCGAGCCCAUCAGAUGGUUGCCGAUUAUUCGAAGAGCAUUGGCAAUUAUCUGCAAGACGUGGAUGGGAACAGGUUAUUGGACGUUUUUGCUCAGAUCGCUUCGAUCGCGAUCGGAUAUAACCAUCCCAAACUUUUGGAACUCGCAAGAUCGGAUGAAUUCGUUCAAUUGGCCAUGAACCGACCCGCUCUUGGAUCAUUCCCUCCGGCAAAUUGGGACCAUAUCGUAUCGACUGGCCUACUCAAAGUCGCACCCCAAGGACUCAAUCAGCUUUUCACGAUGAUGUGCGGCUCCUGUGCCAACGAGGGUGCACUGAAGGCGGCAUUCUUCGCCUACCGUCAACGCGAAAGAGGGGGUGGUUUGAGCCAGUUUUCAGCUGAAGAGCUCAAGUCGUGCAUGAACAAUACUCAACCUGGAUCACCCGACUUGGUAGCUAUGAGCUUUCGUAGUGGAUUUCACGGGAGGUUGUUUGGCUCCUUGAGUCUUACCCGCAGCAAAGCCAUCCACAAGAUCGAUGUUCCAGCGUUUGACUGGCCAGCAGUUGAAUUCCCCCGUCUGAAAUAUCCAUUGGCUGAUCAUGAAGCCGAGAACAAGAAAAUCGAAGAGGAUGCGAUCAGUAAAGUUGAGGAAACCAUAGUCGAAUGGAACGCCAAAGGACGCUCAGUUGCAGCGCUAAUCGUUGAACCCAUCCAAUCCGAAGGAGGCGACUUUCACGCGAGUCCGGCCUUUUUUCGAAAAUUACGCGAAGUCACCCUGAAACAUCACAUCUAUUUAAUUGUUGAUGAAGUCCAGACCGGCGUUGCUGCAACUGGCCACUUUUGGGCUCAUGAGAAGUGGGGCUUGACAACACCCCCGGACUUUGUGACAUUUUCGAAGAAGAUGCAAGCUGCUGGUUUCUUUCAUGCCCCUGAGACCCGACCCACCCAGCCAUACCGCAACUAUAACACCUGGAUGGGAACACCUACCGAGAUCUUGAAAGCCCGGGCGAUCAUUGAAGUGAUUCAGGACCAAGGGUUGAUAGAGCAUGUAAGCUCUGUGGGGAAAUACCUUUACCAAGGGCUAGACGAACUUUCGAAAUCGGUCGGUCAAGGGAAGAUCAUCAACCUACGCGGCCAAGAUAGUGGAACUUUCUUAGCCUUCGACUGCUCCAGCUCCGAAACCCGGGAUCGAUUUGUACAGCAGAUGAAACUAGCUGGUGUUAAUGUAGGAGGAUGUGGGGAUCAGACUGUUAGGUUGAGACCGAUGUUGGUGUUCGAAAAAAUCCAUGCUGAUAUUUUUCUGAACACGGCCGAGAAGGUACUCAAGGAUUUAUGAAAACUCUGAAAUAUUCGGAGUCAAGUCAUGACAAUUUUCCUUUGAGUAGCCUGUUUAAAUCAGGGUUAUGCACUUUUCUUUUUAUUUUUCAUGAAAAAGGUAUUUAGAUGCCUGAUAUAUACCAGCUUUAUACAUAUGAUUAUGACGAUUGAAGCACGUCGGUGUAACAGUAGUACUUGCUAUUAAAAUGAAAUCGUCUUGAUACCUACAUUCCAACUGAACUUGAACUCACCACAGGAGACUCAAAUUGAGCUCGAACCCAUUGAUGACUUAGCCGAUGUAUCCAUCAGCCUAAUUAUCAGGUUGUCGUAAACCAUCCUCUCAUCUCAAAAUUCCAACUUAAACUUCAAAUGUUACCUUACCCUCAAGACAAUCUGGUCCCUGAAACAAAUAGACAUCGCAUGGCACAUUAGAUACCUAUCCAAAUCUAGAACCAUUUCUUG
Messenger RNA from Puccinia graminis f. sp. tritici CRL 75-36-700-3, 2269 nucleotides. Its product is annotated as 4-aminobutyrate aminotransferase. The coding region runs from base 240 to 1826 and encodes 528 amino acids. NCBI's taxonomy places the organism in Eukaryota, Fungi, Basidiomycota, Pucciniomycetes, Pucciniales, Pucciniaceae. The record is from RefSeq and is a predicted model, not a curated record. Gene Ontology annotation, molecular function: pyridoxal phosphate binding. The transcript has 13 exons. Gene Ontology annotation, cellular component: mitochondrion. Gene Ontology annotation, biological process: GABA catabolic process.